Molecule: messenger RNA, 795 nt
Organism: Capra hircus (goat)
Lineage: Eukaryota; Metazoa; Chordata; Mammalia; Artiodactyla; Bovidae
Gene: EFCAB2
Product: EF-hand calcium binding domain 2
Exons: 7
Coding region: 53-547 (164 amino acids)
Molecular function (GO): calcium ion binding
Source: RefSeq, a predicted model, not a curated record
CCGUGACCUAGCUUAGCGACAGGCCUCUCCCCGGCGACGGCGCCGCAACAAGAUGGCGGACGACAGAGACAGGGACGGCACAGAGAUAGCUGUAGCAGAAUUUCACAAAAAAAUCAAAGAAGCUUUUGAAGUGUUUGACCAUGAGUCAAAUAAUACAGUGGAUGUGAGAGAGGUCGGAACAAUUAUCCGGUCAUUAGGAUGCUGCCCUAGUGAAGGAGAGCUGCAUGAUCUGAUUGCAGAGGUAGAGGAAGAAGAACCCACUGGAUACAUUCGAUUUGAAAAAUUUCUACCAGUGAUGACUGAAGUGCUACUGGAAAGAAGAUAUAGACCAAUUCCAGAAGAUAUCCUUCUUCGAGCUUUUGAGGUAUUAGAUCCAGCUAAACGUGGAUUUCUUUCUAAGGACGAACUGAUAAAGUAUAUGACUGAAGAAGGUGAGCCUUUUUCUCAGGAGGAAAUGGAAGAAAUGUUGUCUGCUGCAAUUGAUCCAGAAUCGAAUUCAAUUCUUUAUAAGGACUACAUAACAAUGAUGGUGAUAGAUGAGAAUUAAACUCUCCAAAGACUUCAUUUCUAAUUGAAAGUAUAAUUUCAAAGACUGCUUGUCCCUGUUAAUUUCACAUUUUAUCUUAUAACUCCUACAUAUUGCUAAUUAAUGCCUUGUGACAACUAUUUCAAGAUAUUUUGUUCUUUAAAGGUGAUCAUACAAUUUAAAAUAUAGAUCUAUUUAGCAUGUCUAGCCUAAUGGAAUGACACAUUACAUUGCUAAUUAAACACAUUGCUUUUAAGCUAUUCAUAAAA